AUGUCGGAACGUUCACCUCAAGAAAUUUCCACUCUCUUCAUGGCCGGCUUCCCGGACGACAUUACUGAUCGCGAGUUUUCCAACAUGUUUUUGUUUGCCAAAGGGUUUGAGGCAUCCAUGCUCAAGUACCCCACGCCGUCUUCCAACUCCCUAAAAGGAGACGAAGCUGAUUCUCGCAAGCUCGGGGAACGCCACAGCACCUGGACCAGUAUCAAUUCUGAUCCUGAUUCACGUGAGACAUCCAACAGUGGUAAUGACGCACCCACAGCGAAGAACAAACAGAUUAUCGGUUUUGCCAAGUUUACCACUCGUGAAGAAGCUCUACAGGCUCGGGAUGUGCUUAAUGGAUUCCGUGUGGAUCCCGACCGCGGCUGCAUUUUAAAAGCAGAGCUAGCCAAGAAGAAUCUACACACAAAACGAGCAGUUCCUCAUCUAUCGAGUUACCAAGAGGGAGAACGCAAAGGCCGAACGUUUGGCUUUAUUGAGGGCAAGGCCUUGGGUCUCGAAAAAGGUUUUGAAAUCUGGUCUGAACUUGCUUAUUAUGAGGGGUUCAUCAACACUUUUAAGGACCUGCUCACAAAAGCAGAAGAGGCGAAGGGUGCUAGUCGGAAAAUGCUGAAACAAAAACAGCAGCUGGACAUGCUGGAAAUGUUGUUACAAGAUAUGCCAACUACGAAUGACUCUGCCCUCCUUCAAGAAGACCAAACCGAACAUUCAGAAAAUGAACCUGAUCUCGCCAAGUUAAUGGAACGCAUCCGUGCACGGUAUCGCUUAGUUUGUCAAAGCACCGGCUUUGUUCCUCAAAACCGUGCACAGGCACAUGAGAUAUACAACAAUGUACAAACGGACCUCGAUGCUAGCAAUGACGUAAAAAACCCCUCCAUGGUACGAAUAAAAGGAAAACUAGUAAAUGUAAAUCAGCUCAAAUACUAG
Messenger RNA from Malassezia pachydermatis, 933 nucleotides. RefSeq names its product casein kinase. The coding region runs from base 1 to 933 and encodes 310 amino acids. NCBI's taxonomy places the organism in Eukaryota, Fungi, Basidiomycota, Malasseziomycetes, Malasseziales, Malasseziaceae. Gene Ontology annotation, molecular function: RNA binding. The record is from RefSeq and is a predicted model, not a curated record. The transcript has 2 exons.